AAAACCACCAGCCCCUGCCUCCCCAGCGCUGGGAGUAAAAGUGUGCACCACCAUGCUGGUCUAGUUGUGCUGAAUUCUUACCUCUCAGCUGGUGAGAGACUUGAGACUGCAGGGUGAGGGUCUCCCAUCCUUCCCCGUGUCCUUCAUUCUCCCUGUCUUUCUACCUAGCCUCAUUCACAGUAAGUCUGUUUGAGAUAGAGCACAACGAGUCAACAGAAAAACACAGCAGUUUGUCAUCAACGUUUGUGUCUGUGAACCAGGCAGGGCUGCCCACUCCUGCACUGAGAUACUAAUUCCGACCACAUACCUUGCCUGAGAUUAAGACACUGAUAACUCGACCUUGCUGAGGGUGUGUUGAAAUAACAGCCAGGUGAUUUAUACCAGCUGAUUCAACCGUUGGUACAGCUCACAAACUACAUGUUUACUUUAUAAUCCAGCAGGUUUUAAAUUUGUGUAUUGUUGUUCUCUGACAGCUUUGUACAUGAGGUAAUGAAUUUUGCUCGUUUUCACUCCUGUCCUGACACAACCUGUCUUGUCAGCAAGGCUCCCUCCCACUUCGUGUCUUUAGAAAGCCUCUUGUGUUGGAAGGACUGGACUUGGGAUCUUGUACAAGCAAAUGGACAGUGGAUUACCUGAGCCAAGCUGGGGGGUCGAAAGAAGUGAAGGUUCACGUUGCUGCGGUCGCACAGAUGGACUUCAUUAGUAAGAACUUUGUGUAUAGAACAUUACCAUUUAACAAGCUGGUCCAGAGAGCAGCCGAAGAAACGCAUAAAGAAUUCUUUAUUUCAGAGGAUGAGAAAUACUACUUACGGUCGCUUGGAGAAGACCCGAGGAAGGAUGUUGCAGAUAUCAGACAGCAGUUUCCAUCAUUAGGAGGAGAUAUUAAGUUUCCAAUAUUCUUUGAAGAGGAGCAGUUCUUUUCCAGUGUUUUUCGAAUUAGUUCACCUGGAUUGCAACUCUGGACUCACUAUGAUGUAAUGGAUAACUUUUUAAUACAAGUAACCGGAAAGAAGCGAGUUACACUGUUCAGUCCUCGAGAUGCACACUAUUUGUAUCUAUCAGGUUCUAAAUCGGAAGUGCUGAAUAUUGACAGCCCAGACCUGGAUAAAUACCCACUCUUUGCUAAGGCGAGGAGGUAUGAGUGUUUCCUUGAGGCUGGUGAUGCUCUGUUCAUUCCUGCUUUAUGGUUCCAUAAUGUAAUUUCUGAAGAGUUUGGCGUGGGUGUGAACGUCUUCUGGAAGCACCUUCCGUCGGAAUGCUAUGACAAAACAGAUACCUACGGCAACAAAGACCCUGUAGCAGCAUCCAGAGCUGUGCAGAUCUUGGACAGAGCUUUGAAAACACUGGCUGAACUACCAGAGGAAUACAGGGACUUCUAUGCACGCCAAAUGGUCUUACGUAUUCAGGACAAAGCCUACAGCAAGAACUUUGAGUAAAAAAAUGAACUAAAUGUAGUAAAAAUUUAAAAAUAAAAAUCAGCUUAAGUAUUUGAAAACUAUAACAAGAUAUAAACAUUUAAAGAUGUUUUUUAAAAAUAGGAUAAAUCAGUCUCAGAUUUAUUGUAUAAAAGGAGAUACAUAUCUGAUUUCUACUUGGUACAGAUUGAGAAUGCUUAGUAGACCCAUUCUUUAGCUCUAAGAUGUAAAUAACUAAAAUUCUGACAAUAAGAAUAUGUAUUGAAUCACACUACAUAAAGUCUACUGAUGGAAUGACCUUCUUUGGUCUUUGCAGUGAUUCAGUAGUGCCACCAGAAACUUUUGAUCACCCCACCCCCACCCCACUGUCUUUCAACCACAGGAUUGGCAUUAUCCUAGGUCUAGCUACCCUCGUGGUCAUGGGAUGGUUGCCAGUAGCAGCUGGGGCCUUGUGUGUCUUCAUUUGUAUGCAGUGGAGUCGUCUGGCUGUAAUCCACAGGCACUGUCUUACAUGAAGCCGCUUUCCAGAAUUCCCUACCAGGCCCUUAGCCUUAAUGCUCUGAAAUGGCUUAGCCCUGUCCAUCAAUGAGCCAGUCAUCAUCAUUUUAUAAAAUUAAACACGAGUGGGAUGCUCUUCCUUGGGGCACAGAAGUGUAUGAGGGAAUAGAGUAGAUAUUUAAUAAAGCUUACAGGAUGCUAAAAAUGAGUAGAUUUGAUGGUGUGAUAGAUCAUGAGUUCUGGAUUUACCCAAAUGUCUGACCCUGGCCUUUACUGCCCCCCAAAUGUUGUCAGCCUCUCUUUAGUUAAUACUUACAUAUAAACUUUAAUCAUUGUUUUCCUAGCAGAUACUUCUGUACUAUUUCUAGUUUUUUAAAUAAAUACUUCCUUUAAUGAUGAAAAA
Messenger RNA from Peromyscus leucopus (white-footed mouse), 2316 nucleotides. It is a transcript of the gene Tyw5, whose product is annotated as tRNA-yW synthesizing protein 5. Gene Ontology annotation, molecular function: 2-oxoglutarate-dependent dioxygenase activity; tRNA binding. Gene Ontology annotation, biological process: wybutosine biosynthetic process. The transcript has 8 exons. NCBI's taxonomy places the organism in Eukaryota, Metazoa, Chordata, Mammalia, Rodentia, Cricetidae. The record is from RefSeq and is a predicted model, not a curated record. Bases 690 to 1436 code for a protein of 248 amino acids.